Bursaphelenchus xylophilus (pine wood nematode) is the source of this 1587-nucleotide messenger RNA. The record is from the annotation of a GenBank genome assembly. NCBI's taxonomy places the organism in Eukaryota, Metazoa, Nematoda, Chromadorea, Rhabditida, Aphelenchoididae.
AUGUUCUCAAAGUUUUUGAUUGUCUGUCUGUUAGGCUCGGCGUUAGCUGAGGUGUUUCGAAUUGGGCUCACCAAGGAAUUCAAAAGAUCGAAAGAAGCAAAGGUGGCGGGACAUGACCGAGGGCUAAACUAUGCCGCAUUGGAUCAUGUUUACACCGGUAGGUAAUUUACAGAGUGCCACAGAAUUCGGCAUCGCGAUAAAUUCUCAGGACUUUUCGCGCUGUGUAGUACAAUACCCACUACCCUUCCCAUUUUUAAGGAAUCGUCUCUCUCGGCACCCCGCUGCAAGAUGUUAACGUCGCUUUCGACACAGAAUCCGGGGUCUUCUGGGUGCCUGAUGACGAAUGCCCUUGCGAUGCGGAAUGCUCCAAUGGUAAGGAAUUUUAAAAUGCGUUUUUGACAUCGCGUUCAAGUUAGCAAGAACCCUAUUACCAAAAAAUCAUUUGUAUGGUGAUUAUUUUCUGGUCACUUAUAGAACCCUUCUGCCGUGACAUUUGUAGCACUCAUUGCUGCUCUCGAGGCGGUGGAAAUUCCACUUCGGCCGGCAGUGAAGAUGGCCAGCCGGCUCCGGUCGGCGUCUGCACGCACAAAAACGUCUACGACCCGAAGAAAUCGAGCUCUUACAUUGGCCGCCGCGUUUCAACCGCUGAGCCCUUCUUGAACGAGAACAUCACCGUCAACUUGGCCUACGAGACCUUCCGUCUUGUCCCUCAUCGUGCGGAUAGUGUCAGCAUUAAGUACUUUCAGUUCGGGCACGUCAACGACCUUCCAGAAGCGUUUGAAGAUGUCCCGUAUGAUGGGGUCUUCGGCCUUGGACGUGUGGGCCCAAAGCGGACGAAAGCGCCGAUCAAGCAGUUGUUCGAGCGGAGGGUUAUCCCCAAUGCCGUAGUCACGCUCUCAUUGAAGGACGGACAUACUCCUAACCAAGUAUAUGAUGGAGUAAUAACUUUUGGGAAAAUCGAUGAGACUUUCUGCAACCUAAGCUCGGCUCACUUUGUCCCUGUCGCAUCGACCAACAAGUGGAACUUCAAUGUGAACACUGCUGCCCUGAACGCGACUAUCUUAAGCGAUUUAACUUGGACGGUAAGUCAAGUCGGAUUCUAUAUAUACGGCGCGGGACUUAUAAAUCUUUAUGUGGCCAUAAAAUAUGUCAUGAUUGCUCUCGUUUAAAAAGUGUCAUCUUAUAAGUCCAUAUCUUAUACUUCUCUAGUUUUGGCUUGUUGCAUAAAUGAGAGCCAUUUUUUAGGCCAGAGUUAACCCUUCAUCGCCUUUUAUCCACAUCCCGAUCAAAAUCUGGGAUGGAAUUAAGAGCCAGCUCAUUCAUGACGUCGAGAAUGACCGUUACACGGCGCGCUGCAGCGUCUUGAAAAACAAGUUGUUCUCAAACUUCCAUAUUGAGAUUGGGUCCAGAAAGAACAACGUUAUGGCAAAGCAAAUUAUUAUUGAAAGGGGAAGCGAGCUGUGCGAGUUGUUGGUCCGGCCAGCCGCGGAGAAUGACGACCAUUGGAUCCUGGGUCUCCCAUUCUUCAGCGAACGUUGUGUGGCGUUGGAUUACAACGGAAAGAUUGCAGUUUCUGACUUCAAAUAA